CAGAACCCGGGAAGCUGCUGCGCUGGCCAUGGCUGCGCCGAGUCCCGGCCCCCGCGAGGUCCUGGCCUGCUCCCCAGAAGCUGGACGCAGAGCAGCUGCCUCAAGGUCCGGUCGCCACAGCCUCCUCUGGCGAUUGCGAGACAAGCAGUGCCGCCUGGGCCUGUUUGAAAUUGGGCCAGGCCAUGAGCUGCAUGGGUUAACAUGCAUGAUGCAGGCAGGGCUGUGGGCUGCCACCCAGGCCACCAUAGACCACCCGCCCACGGGCCCAUCCAGCCAGGAGGAUUUUUCAGAAGUUCUGACCCAGGUUCACGAGGGCUUUGAGCUGGGCACCCUGGCAGGGCCGGCCUUCGCUAGGCUUCGCCGCUCCCUUGGCCUGGCUGAGGAGGACUAUCAGGCGGCCCUGGGCCCUGGAGGCCCCUACCUGCAGUUCCUGGGCACCUCCAAGAGCAGCGCCAGCUUCUUCCUGUCCCACGACCAGCGCUUUUUCCUGAAGACACAACUGCGCCGGGAGAUGCGGGCGCUGCUCGCCCACCUGCCCCGCUACGUGCAGCACCUGCAGCGGUACCCGCACUCGCUGCUCGCCCGGUUGCUAGGAAUGCACAGCCUGCGAGUGGCCCAGGGCAGGAAGAAAUACUUCAUCAUCAUGCAGAGCGUCUUCUACCCGACUGGCCGCAUCGCUGAGAGGUAUGACAUCAAGGGCUGUGAGGUGAACCGCUGGGUGGAACCAGCCCCCAAGGGCAGCUCCCUAGUCCUGGUGCUGAAGGACCUCAACUUUGAGGGCAGAACCAUUAACCUUGGGCCCCAAAGGAGCUGGCUGCUCCGCCAGAUGGAACUGGACACUACCUUCCUCCGGGAGCUCAACAUGCUGGACUAUAGCCUCCUGCUGGCCUUCCAGGGCCUCCACCAGGACGAGAAUGGCCCGGGCAGCAGUCUCAUCUUCUGCGUGACCAGGUCUGUGCAGGGGACGUACAGCCCGGAGGAGCCAGAAGCUCAGAAUCGCCGGCUGCUGCCAGACGUCCCCAACGCCCUGCACGUCCUCGACGGGCCCGAGCAACGCUAUUUCCUGGGCUUCGUGGACCUCGCCACGGCCUACGGGCUCCGCAAGCGGCUGGAGCACCUGUGGAAGACGCUGCGCUACCCGGGCCGGACCUUCUCUACCGUCAGCCCGGCUCACUACGCCCGUCGCCUCUGCCAGUGGGUGGAGGCGCACACCGAGUGACCGGAGCCCGGCCACACUCACCCCAUCCGACCCUGGGAGCUCGCGGUCGGGCUCUCCUCGCCGCCGUCCCUCCUGAUGGCCGGCAGAGGGCAGCAUCCCCUAGCACAAUAGCAGCACUGCCCAUCGAGUCCGCUGCAUUAGCUCGUUUACCUCCCCAGAGCGCCUCUUCUCUUUAUACAGACCUUCAGAUGAUGAUGGGGGCGGGGGGCGACGGGAAUCGAGGGAGCGAUCACGCAGCAAUAAAUGCUUGAGCCCAGGCCUUGUGAAUUCAGGAGACUGUUUCUUAACCAACAGCCCCCCAAACCCCUGUUUCUGGGGAAGGAGCGGCCAGAGAUACCAACUCCCUCAUCCAGCUUACCCAGGGGAAGCUCCAGCCAGGCCUCUGACCCAGAUCCAGUCUGAUGGGCUGCACCCAAGCUUCUUCCAGAGCUGUGUGACCAGGGCAAGG
Echinops telfairi (small Madagascar hedgehog) is the source of this 1667-nucleotide messenger RNA. RefSeq names its product phosphatidylinositol-4-phosphate 5-kinase like 1 (gene PIP5KL1). Lineage: Eukaryota; Metazoa; Chordata; Mammalia; Afrosoricida; Tenrecidae. The record is from RefSeq and is a predicted model, not a curated record. Gene Ontology annotation, biological process: phosphatidylinositol metabolic process. The transcript has 11 exons. Gene Ontology annotation, molecular function: phosphatidylinositol kinase activity. Bases 29 to 1219 code for a protein of 396 amino acids.